Messenger RNA from Acaulospora morrowiae, 2346 nucleotides. Lineage: Eukaryota; Fungi; Glomeromycota; Glomeromycetes; Diversisporales; Acaulosporaceae. The record is from the annotation of a GenBank genome assembly.
AUGCCAAAAGGGAAAUAUCGGGCUAAAGGAUACCCACGUCGAGGGAAAGUACGCAACGACAGGAAACAAGGAAACAUAUUUGGGAAGUCAAGAAAAGAAAAAGAAGCCUUGGAACAAUAUGGAAGUUUAAAUCCAUAUGAUAGCUUAGAAGACAGCUUGGACGAAGGAGAAAAGGGUGAAUCCUCAAAAAAGCCUUAUAACAAACUUAUCGAAUUACUACAGAAGGAUUCCGAGAAUCAAGAAUUUUUCAAACGACGAAAGUUCGAGGAAGAAGGGAUGGAAUAUGUGGCAGUAAUGAAAGCCAACGAUGAUUCCUUUGAGAGCUUACACGAAGAUGUGGGCGAUGCGAGGUUAGACGAUGAUAAUUUGCAAACCGAAGAAUCCGAUGAUGACGAAUUGCUGAAAAAUCAUGAUGCGGAAGAUAAUGAAGGUGGUGCUGACGAAUAUGACAUUCACUUCGGAGACGAUCAAUCAAACGAAAUCGUCACAAGAAUAACGGAUGUGGACGAAAGGAGAUGGAAAAUUUCAAAGUUUGAGGAUUCGGUUUUGAAAUCAGUCACGAAAUAUUUUUUAAAUGAAGAAUCUCUGGAGACGAGUGAAAGUAAAGAGGAAAAUGGGUCUAAUUUUGACCAUUUCAAAAUUAAGGAAAAACUGGUUGAAUCUUGGAAAAGGUUGCAUGAAAAUAGAACUGAAGUUUUUUCGGAAUUGCAAUCUCGCCUUUUUCAUCAUUUUAAUAAAUACCGUGAUGUCUUAUUUUCAAACCGAUCUUUGGAAAAUUCGCGGGAAAUAAGACGCGUCUAUGCUUUGCAUGCCUUGAAUCAUGUAUUUAAAACAAGGCAUCGCGUGUUAAAAAACAACACAAAAAUCACUCGUGCUCAUUCUACUGGUAAAGAUAUCGAGGAAUUGCGCGAUCAAGGCUUCACGCGGCCUAAGGUGUUAAUUCUGCUGCCUUUUCGGAAUUCUGCGUUAGAUUUGGUUGAAACCUUGAUAAACUUAUCUGGAACAGAACAACAGGAAAAUCGAAGACGUUUCUUCGAUUCAUAUGGUAUAUUGCCCGAACAGGAAAAAAUUGACCUCAAUAAACCAGCCGAUUUUCUGGAGACCUUCAGGGGAAAUAUUGAUGAUAUGUUUCGGAUUGGGAUAAAGUUUACCCGAAGAUCGAUGAAAUUAUACGCCGAGUUCUAUAAUGCAGACAUUAUUAUUGCUUCCCCAUUGGGAUUACGAAUGAUAAUCGGAACAGACGGGGACAAGAAACGCGAUUUCGAUUUCCUUUCUUCGAUCGAACUACUUAUAGUCGACCAAAGUGAUACCUUUCUCAUGCAAAAUUGGGAUCAUCUCGAGCAUAUUUUAAAUCAUUUGAACAUAAUUCCAAAAAGCUCGCAUGACUGUGACUUUUCCCGUGUUAAAAAUUGGUACCUUGACGGAAGAGCAAAAUAUUUCCGUCAAAACAUAAUUAUCUCCGAAUACCUUACUCCGGAAAUAAAUGCAAUCUUUAAUAAGCAAAUGAUGAAUAUCGCUGGAAAAUUAAAAAUCAAAAUGGAUUAUGAAGGUUCCAUCACAGAAGUAAUACCGGAGAUCAAGCAGAUUUUUAUACGGAUUGAGUGCCCGUCAUUGCCUGAAGCGGAUGACAUUCGGUUCAAAUAUUUUACCGAAAAGACCCUACCAUUGCUUAAGAAAUCCAAUUCGGAAUUAUUGCACACGAUGAUCUUCAUCCCAUCAUACUUUGACUUUGUUAGGCUUAGAAAUUAUUUCAAAGAUAACGAUUAUUCCUUUGCUAGCAUGAACUCUACCAUCAUGUCUCAGGCUAUGAGAGUUGGAAGUCAUAACUCACUCUUGAGGGCGUCCGUAGCAAAAAAUACUGGUGUUCUACAAUUCGUAAUGAGGAAAAAUUUUAGGCAAUUUUCCUCGACUGCACCCGCUCAAGACACCGCUUCCGAGCACCAGAAAAUCCUCAAUGCCCAACGAGCUGUUCGGCCCAUGUCACCUCAUCUAUCCAUUUAUCAACCACAGUUAACUUGGUAUAUGUCCAUAACCCAUAGAAUUACUGGUGCAGGCCUGGCUACUGUUUUCUAUGGCGCUGCUAUUGCCUAUGCUCUUAAUAGUCCAUUGGGAUUGGAUUUUAACUCACAAUCACUUACCGCCAUCGUGGCCACCCUUCCACCUUCAGUUAAACUUACCGGAAAAUUCCUUUUGGCUUGGCCCUUCACUUUUCAUGCUUUUAAUGGCAUUAGGCAUUUGGUAUGGGAUCUCGGAGGCGCCCUGUCGCUGAAAGGUGUAUAUGCUACAGGAUACGCAGUACUAGGUCUAUCUACUUUAACUGCAGCCGGUGCUGUUGCUAUGUGUUGA